Molecule: messenger RNA, 1665 nt
Organism: Phyllopteryx taeniolatus (common seadragon)
Lineage: Eukaryota; Metazoa; Chordata; Actinopteri; Syngnathiformes; Syngnathidae
Gene: clec3ba
Product: C-type lectin domain family 3, member Ba
Exons: 3
Coding region: 802-1398 (198 amino acids)
Biological process (GO): bone mineralization; ossification
Source: RefSeq, a predicted model, not a curated record
AACGGACCAAUAGGGGGAGGGGCCGGCCAUUAAAUCCGAUUGUCAGUUCAAUUGAAGAGCUUUUUUUUUGUGUGUGUGGCCUAAAAACACCCAAUACAGUGCAAAAUUAUUGUAAGUAUAUUUAAAAAGCUUGAAAAUGUUUGGCCAAACGCAUGUCGCUGGUGCAUGGGAGGAAUGAUUUUGGAUACCAACCGGACACUAAAUCCCAACACCGUUAAAUCGGCGUCCGUUAAAUUGAAGUUCCGAUGUAUUGCUGUAUACCUGUACACUGACGAAGAACACUGCAGACAUUUUAAUUGCGACAACAGGUCGCCCAGUUAAAACUGACCCCCGAACUUGGGCCUUACCCCAAGUUUAGGAAAGGGCACUGACCUUUGACCUCUGAUACCAUACAUCAACUAUUCUUUAAAUUCAGCACUUGCAGUACCUUUCUUUGACGUGUAGUAGCCUACAAGAAUUUUCUAAACGUUGCAGCUAGUAAGGAGUAUACGCUGAUCGAAGGUUUCGUCGAACAAUAUUGAUCACUAACUUUUAUGAAGAGGCUGAAGACAUUCGGACACCAAACGGUCUUGGCUGUGUGCUGACAAAAGCUUGAGUGCAAGACUGUUGCCCGCCUCCUCGUCACACUUUCCAAAACAACACAAACGCCUGUUAAACAUCUGCAAAACAUUUGUGCUCUCCGAGAUAAAAGUUCUUUGGCUGAACGCUGCACCGCUCGGCAGUGUGGGUCCAACCGGCAGGCGCAGCUGCAGGCAGACAUCUUAACGAACGUGCGUUUGAAGCGUUUACCAAAAGGAUAUCAUGGAACGAGUGCAAGGCCUUUGCUUGGUGAUGUGCCUUCUGCUGCUGACACAAUGCGCACACCAGCAAAGCCCGGAAAAGAAGAAAAGCACCAAGAAAGACUCUACGAACGCUGCAAUCGAGCAACUGAAGAAACAAAUUGAAGACAUUGUUUUCGACUUGAACUUGUUGAAAGAGCAGCAAUCUCUGCAGUCAAUGUGCCUGCGUGGAACGAAGGUCCCGGGCAAGUGUUUCCUCGCCGACCCGGUCAAGAAGACUUUCCACGCGGCCAGUGACGACUGCGUCGCCAUGGGGGGCAGCCUGAGCACCCCCGUGACCGGCCAUGUAAACGACCUGCUGUACGCAUACGUGCGUCAGAGCAUCAGCCCGGAGGAGCCCAUCUGGCUGGGCGUCAACGACAUGGUGAGCGAAGGCCAGUGGGUGGACCAGUCGGGGUCCAACUUGCGCUUCAAGAACUGGGAGACCGAGAUCACCACGCAGCCGGACGGCGGCCGCAGCCAGAACUGCGGAACGUUGUCCACCACGGCCAACGGAAAGUGGUUCGACGAGAGCUGUCGGGCCGAAAAGGCUUCGGUGUGUGAGUUUAACAUUGUGUGACUUCACUAGCAUUACCCCAGUCGCCUUCAAAAUGCCAUGUAGAGUACUAAGUACAUUUCUGUAUAACAUUUCAAAAAUAAUGGGCCACAUCUUUAACCACCCACUCACUUACAUCAAUAGUCAAUAGGCCAUUUUCAGCAUUAGCAGAAAACGAAAAUUGGCUGCUUGAUUUGUUGAGUUACAACGGGGAGAUUUCAAGGUAAACACCACUAGAUUUCUAUCCUUAUAUUUUUGUAACAUCUGCUAAUAAAUGUUUCUGCAAAUGCU